AUGUUCGAUAAUAUUUCCUUUGGUCAACCCAGAAAACAUGGACAUAACCUUAGCUAUGGAGGUGGAGUUAACUUUGCUAGAUAUAAAAGACCGGAAAUUAGCAAAUAUAAAGCAUUAAAGCCUAAUAAUUCGUAUAAUUUCAACUAUAAUGACAAGUACUCUGCUUAUAGCAACCGCUCUCAUCGCAAGCUUGAUGACAAGCCUUCAUCAAGACUCUCUGCUCACAACAAAAACUUAAGCCAUGGAAACAUUUUAGAUGUCAAGUCUCUUGAUCGAAAAGAGCCAGAGCCAAUCAGCAAUGUGUCUCCUAACAAAGAUGCUAAUGAGAACUACGGAUAUGAUGCAUACAAAAGCUACGAUCACACAGUCAAGCCUCAGAAUGAUAGAUUUGAUUUAGGCUCACGCAACUCUCGUGGGAGCCAGCAAGCUGACGACAAGAGAGCAUCUCGCACAAAACUAAAUCACACGAUUUCAUACGAUCAUCCUGACGACAAAGUUCUGCAGCAAAUGCCUGCUCCACAUCGUAGCGAGUCACCUACUAUGUCUCAAAGAAACCUUCCCAAGUACUCAGGAGUCCAUGGUUCCAUCCAGGACUCACUUGAAGAUCACAUUUACAGAGCUAGGACCGGAGUCUCAGCCAGAGACCUUAACAGCAGAGUAGCUCAGAAAGAUGUCGAGCGGCAAUCCAUUGAGCAAGACCGGUACUACUCCAGACUCAACAAGAUGAACUCCAAGCAAGCCCAGAUCUUCGAGAAGUACCUUGUCGACCAAUUGGUCCCAGCAAAAGACAAAGAAAAGCACCUGGAACAAAUCGAAAAGCAAAAGCGUGAAGAAGCCAAAGAGCGACUAGACUUGCUCGAUAAAGGCUCCAAACAUCACCAGACUGCACUCAAGCGCGAGUAUAGGAAGUAUCUUAACAACCAGAUGGACCUUAGAAGGAAAGAAAAAGACUACCAGUCUCAGAUGAAGAAUUUUGCAGCCCUAGAACAGCAGAAAGACAAACAAGAAAAACUCGGCAAGCUCGAAAUGAAGCAUGCUUAUAGAAGUGCCUUGCAGUCACAAGAAUACUUAAAAUCAAAGCAGAAACUUAACGAUCAGACGAAGCUACACCAGUACACCCACGGUGGGAGUCCUGAUGCCGUGUACACAUUUGGAGGUACAUUCACAAACACUGGAAACCAACAGAUCGAGAAGGGCUACAUCCAGCCGAACCCAAUAGUGAACCCGGUCUCUGACCCAAUGUACAACCCAUACUUUAGAAGAGACAUUUUAAGUGGAAUGAAUGAGAUCCAGAGAAACCCUCAGCAUUAA
This is a messenger RNA of Moneuplotes crassus, 1311 nucleotides long. The record is from the annotation of a GenBank genome assembly. NCBI's taxonomy places the organism in Eukaryota, Ciliophora, Spirotrichea, Euplotida, Euplotidae.